Molecule: messenger RNA, 1522 nt
Organism: Diabrotica virgifera virgifera (western corn rootworm)
Lineage: Eukaryota; Metazoa; Arthropoda; Insecta; Coleoptera; Chrysomelidae
Exons: 2
Coding region: 59-1522 (487 amino acids)
Molecular function (GO): zinc ion binding; nucleic acid binding
Source: RefSeq, a predicted model, not a curated record
UUUGCCUUUAUAUAAUCAUAGUAGCAGUAGUAUAGUAGAGUAGAGGCUGGCUUAGGAGAUGGACACAAACUCUCCCGGCCCCCCUGACAAAGGGGGCGGGAUCUAUGCUUUGCUUUCAUUGAACUCGCAAAUUUUUUUAAAUUCCAUACACAUGCUAGCCCCGAGACAUAAAAAUAACAUUAAUUUAAUAGAAAAAGAACUCUGUGCUUUAAAAAAUAAAUUCCAAAACGAUCAGAUCAUGUUAACAGAAGUUAAUAACUUAUCAUCUAGGAUUGAAAAUAUUAGUAGAAGAAAAGUUGAAUACAAGGACACUGACUUCGGCCCAUUCCUUAUUAUGAUAGAGAGUGACAAGGGAAAAGCAGGAAAUAUCCAUCCUAUGGAUAUUGGGAAAGUAUUUCAUACAAUGGGUACGACUGGAAUUAAAGAAAUUAGUAGAAAAGGCAUGAAUAGAAUUGGAGUAAUUUUUAACACCUCCAAACAGGCAAAUAUGGUACUAAAUAGCACAGAAAUCCUUGAGAAAGGAUUUCUUGCUUAUAUACCUCAAAAAAUGCUAACAUCAAGGGGUAUUAUUAGAGAUGUAAGUAUAAAUAUUUCAAUGGAAAACAUAGUUAACGACAGUAAAUUACAAAAAAACGUGAAAAUUAUAUCGGCCAGAAGACUUAACAGAAGAGUUUUAGAUAGCAAUGGGACCGUUACAUACAUUCCAACAGGAACUGUACAACUACUCUUUGACGUAAGAACUCCCCCUAAAGAAAUAAUCAUAUAUUCAAACUUGGUAACAGUAGAUCCAUACAUCCCUCCUGUACAGCAAUGCUUCAAAUGCCUAAGAUUUGGGCACUCACAAAGACAGUGCAGGGGAAAAGGAGCAAGAUGCCCGAAAUGUUCCGAUGAACAUACAGUACAAAGCUGCACAGUUUCUGUACCAAAAUGCCUAUACUGCGAUCUUGAUCACCUUGCCACAAAUAAAAUUUGCAAAGAAUUCGAAAGGCAAAAAAAGAUAAAUGAAGUAAUGGUCUUCCAAGAUCUCACCUUUUUUGAAGCUGCCAAGCUGUUUCCCCCAAUUAAGGAAAAACCAGAGAAUUCGAGAAUGUUUCAGAGGAGAAGUAGGGUUUUUCCUUCUUUACUAUCCAGCUCACCCAGAGCAUUUACUCAAGCACUUCAAAAAUCCCCAUCCUCCACUCCCCAUUUCCAGAGUCAAAGUCAUGUGGUCCCAGUUAAAAGGAAAAAUAAAGUAAUUCUUAAAGACAUUAGUUAUGACAAAGAGGCGCAUAAAGCUUUAUUAAAUGAGGAUCUAAGCAGAAAUUUACCUAGAUUACCGAUUUUAAACAAAUUAAAUGAUUCACAAAAGUAUACGGGAUCACAAGUCCCAAGUUUUGCACUCUCAUUAACAAGCAAUCGUGUACAUUCUCAGGAUAGUGUAUUUUCAAAAAACGUUGAUUUAACCUCUGAUAAUAAUAUGGAUUUUGCAGGUUUUGAUGAGUCACAUAAUACAUCUAAUUUUAGUAAAAGUAGUGUUGACUGA